AUGAGUUGUCCAGUUGAUUUUCGUUUGGAAUUGAAUCCAGAACUUGAAAAACACCCUUUACCAAAACCACCGGAAUAUCUUAAACAUCAGGUAUAUGAUGAUGUGGACGUUUUUUCGCGAAUUGAUAAUCACGCCAUCGAGUUCAUGAAAGGUAGUUCAGUAUUUACUAGUGCUUUCGUAAAAUAUCAAGUAGAAAAUUUUGUUUUUAAAAUGUCGUGUACACCUGCUAUUCAUUUGUCUAGUUACGCUGGACUUCACUGCGUUGCAAUUAGUGGCUACGCUAAGGGAGUUGACUACUUUCCUGGAGACCGUUUUCAGGGUCUUCCAGCAAAUCAUUCAUGGAACGCUGUUUACUUAAAGGGCUCCUGGCAACUUGUAGAUGCCCACUGGGCCACUCGCUAUCUUAGUUCUGGGGUCAACAUGCAGGAUAACGUUGUGUACGAGUAUGAUGAUUUCUACUUUCUCAUGGAGCCGCAACAGGCAAUUUACAGUCAUUUUGCAGAAGACUGCCGUUGGCAACUGCUUCCAAAGAAACUCACCUUAGCACAGUUUGAGAGUCUGCCUCUUACCAAAUCACAGUUUUUCAAGUGUGCGAUGGACUUUCGAGGUGAGCACCACGGCGUAGUCCAGGUGGUCGACGGCUGCAUUCGCAUGACUCUGGGGUUCUGGAAGCCUGGCGCCUUCACUUACAAGGUGCAGCAUCUUCUUGGCAGCGCCAAAGACCCCCAGCCAUCAUUGCUUCCUGCUCGGUCGUUGGAUCUGACGGAUGCCUUGCUCGUCGGACACGAGAGCAUGCCCCUCAAGGAUUUUGUCCUCCAAGAAACGACUCAAGAUACUCUCAACUUCUUUUUCCGCCUACCAUCAAGAGGCGUCUACUUUUUGACAAUCUACGCUCAGGACUUGAGCAACCCGGUGAUGGCCAGAAACGGUACUUUUCGUGCAGCCUGUGAAUACAAGCUGAUUUUCGCAGAAGGCGAGGCGUGCUGUGAGCCCUACCCAGUCUGUGAUGACAUGAACUGGGGCCCGUCGUGGCUGCACACUCGCCACUACGGUCUUGAACUCGCUCACCAAAACGGAGUGAUCAGCCUGCCUCCGGGACGUCUCGCUCCCUCAGGCGAUUACGUUGAGCCAGGCCACCUGGAGCUGCGCUGUGUUCGGCAUCGACCUGAAGUGCAGCUAUUCUCAAAACUGAAAAAAAAUCACGUCCCAGAUGAAGCGUUGGAGCAGUACCUCCGGAUUCACGUUACGCCUGGGGAAGCCAUCUUCGUCCUGGAUUUGCCUGAGCCUGGUGAAUAUGGCCUCGAAAUCUACGCGAAUGAGCCCGAGGAUGGGCGGGCCUUCACGCAUGUCUGCCAGUACCUUGUUCACUACGAGGCUCCACCUGGUUGGCUGUCUCGUCCGGCAGCGCCAGCGAAGGCCGUCAGUACCGCUGCGGUCACCCUGCGGCAGACAGGGGGGAGUGAGCGGGCACCCGAGCACCAGCGCGACUCCCUCACCCGUCUGCGCGAGAUGCCCGCGUACGGAGCUGACGCCCCGUCCAUCGGCCAGCUACCACAGCCGUACCUUGAACCGCGCAUCGCGUCUGUCCAGCAUAAGGUCAAUGUUGAGAGCGGCCGACGAACUCCCAGAGUCCUCGCUUCAAACGCCCACGAUUAUGACGCCAAUUAUAAGGACCAUCUGGAAUUCCGAUAUGCGCCAUCUGCAUGGUCAGAUACGGAGAGCCUGGACAGGGGCAUGGGGGCAAUGGGAAUCAAUGGGGUAAGCAAUAUUUACGUGGAGUUUAUGAAACCCCAGAAAACAGGGGUUAGAGGCGUUGAGGACGCGUUGAAUAUGCCGAGUGGCGUUGCCGACCAGAUCAGGCGUAGUCAGCCGUACAUGCUUGCCUUGUUGGGUGGGCUGACGCCCACUCUCCGUUCACAACGUGAUCGGGCUCGUUCGUUUGCAACGCUGGCACAGCGACAGAUAUCUCCAGGUAAUGGGAAGAAGCCAUCAGAAUUCGAUCGCACCGGUCGAUAUUCGCCAUACACUCCAGAUGGCAGGCGGCCCAGCCAGCAGUAUAACAGAAUAGGCGUGGCCCAGCAGCAGGCUGCCAAGGGUCAAGUCUUCCCCUCUGCUGCCUCUCCACCUUCGCACGUAACCUGGGUGACGGGGCCGUUGCAGAAGGAACCCCCAAAGGAGUUUGUCCCGCAGCUGCUUGACCCCGAGCCGGCCUAUCAGAAGCCGGCACCCGAUGCCAUACCUAGUCGUGCCCCCGCCUACCCUACACAGGGCGAUGACGCCUUCAAGGCCUUCCAGAAGGUUGACGAACACGCAAUGGCCGUGUCCUAUCAGGAGCAGAACAGCUUCAAUCAGCUGAUCUGGCAGCUGAUUUACGCAAGGAACAUCACCUCGGACAUCGAGCGUGUGCGGGCGAUUUUCCUCUGGCUUUGUACCAAGGACCUGCACCAGAUGAACUUUAAUAAUGUGUCCCCGGGCUCCCCUGAAGAGAUACUCAUGGGCAUCAGAACUGGGAAGUCUACAUACGCCCAAAUCUUUCAAACACUGUGUCGGUACGCCAAUUUGCACUGUAAGCUGCUGUUGGGCUACGCCAAGGGAGCUGAUUACUCUCCUGGCAUGCGGUUUUCGGGCGCGUCGACAGGCCAGCACUCAUGGAACGCCGUCCUCGUGGACGGAACCUGGCGUCUCGUGGACUGCCAUUGGGCCGCCCGUCGUCUCAUCGUGAAACGCGCAAGUGUGGAGAACGUGCGCUACAUCCUCGACACCUUCUACUUCCUGGCGAACCCCAGUCAACUUAUCUACACCCACUUCCCGCAUGACAAGGACUGGCAGCUACUGCACCAUCCAAUCACGCUGGAGGAAUUCGAGACGUUGCCACUGGUGAAGUCGGCGUUCUUCAAGUACAACUUAAGCCUACUGAGCCAUCGCACCGCAGUCAUACUUUUCUCCGACCCUGAGGUCCGAGUCGUGGUUGGCUUCCCCAAGGACGCGGAGAACUCGUUCUUGUUCACCAUCGGUCUCUCCUUCGACGACAAUGACUCAGCUGAGCAUUACAAGAAUGUCUCUCUCAUGCGAUACACGCGCCAGGAAGUAAUAGCUCAAGAGAGCUGCGUGGCCUUCUACAUUCGACCACCACGUCCAGGUGCCUACAAACUGUUGAUUUAUGCUAAGCAGCGGGACAGUGGAAGCAACCAGGACGUGGAGACGGCCUCAGUUGGGUCCAACGCCUCGAGUGGGGAGAAGAACCUGUACGGCGCGGUGUGCGAGUACCGCCUCAUGGCCCGCGUGCCUGCUAACGCCUGCCUUCCGCCCUUCCCACCCUGCCAGACUGGCAACUACGGCGCAACUGAGAUGGCAAAGCGCUUCAACGUAGUUCCCCACACGCAGGAGGCGACGCUGCGCGCGCAAGGCGGCAUAGCGGAGGUUCGCUUCGGCCUGGCCCCGGGCACCCGGCAGCCCAUGCCCCGGAUAAUGAGUCGGCUUCACUGCAGUCUCAUGUCCGAUGACGCCCUUGAGAACUGCAUCCUCCAGAGGGUGGUCAAAGACGGCACCGAGACGGUCAUCACCGUCUUCCUUCCCGACGCCGGCGAAUUCGGCCUCGAGGUCUACGCCAACGACCCUGAGAGGGACGGAUCCUCGUUUUUCGCAAUAUGGCAGUUCCUGAUCACAUCUGAAGUACCCUCGGCGGCACGUGGUCUCCCCAAUCUACCAGCAAGUUACCUCGGUCCCGCAGCGCGAUUCUACGAGCUCGGCCUCCAAACCGUCAGUCACCCUGAUCCCCUCAUCAAGGCGGACGCCGGAGAACUUCGUAUCCAACUUGCCUACCAGCCACAACGCCCGCUAAAGAUGAUGGCACAGCUAAUAUACGCCUCCAAUAACGCCAGCGAUGACCAUUCGCAAAUGGUGCUGCAACAGAUGCGUGUGGGCCAGGUGUACUUCAUGGUGCGAAUCCCGAGACUGGGCUUCUUCAAACUUCAAAUCUACGCCCUCCCAGAGGGCGACCGCAACGACUCCCUGCCAGGCGUCUACAACUACCUCAUCGAGGCCACAAAGACGACGCACAGGGUUCGUGGCCAACUAAUGCCGUUCCCGCAGCAGUUUGCACACUGGCGGCGCAGCGGCUGCUUCCUCGACUCGCCCACGGAGGGCAUUCUGGGGCUGGACGCGAGCGGGCGUCUGAUGGCCAACCCGCCCGCCGAAUUGCCCUUCAGUCUGGCGGUGCCGAGCGCGCACACCGUCGCCGUCGUGGUGGACGACGACUGGACGUACCUGGAGGCGCGCGGCGACCGAUGGGAGGGCAACGUGCCCAUGCGCGCGCACUGGGGCCGCCAGUCGCGGCUCUCCGUCUGUGCCUGCUACUCCGAGCACGACGCCACCUUCAGCACCCUACUUGAAUACUCCAUUGCACACUGA
Molecule: messenger RNA, 4410 nt
Organism: Mesocestoides corti
Lineage: Eukaryota; Metazoa; Platyhelminthes; Cestoda; Cyclophyllidea; Mesocestoididae
Source: the annotation of a GenBank genome assembly